Ceutorhynchus assimilis (cabbage seed weevil) is the source of this 492-nucleotide messenger RNA. The record is from the annotation of a GenBank genome assembly. Lineage: Eukaryota; Metazoa; Arthropoda; Insecta; Coleoptera; Curculionidae.
AUGUUCUGUGGAGUCUCUGCCGAAACCUCCAACCAGCACGUGGAGCUAAGAGAGUCACGCGUCAACCCCAAACAACUGUUUCACGGAUUGCUAUGUGUUGUGCGUGACGAUGAUGGCCUCAAGGAGUACUUGAGAUAUGAACUUGCAGCAAAACCUCCAGCGCUGUUUGACGGGACGUUGGUGCGUAACGGCACUAAGUCUGGAUUGAUAGAUGCUUUAGAAGAAAUAGCGCCGCCUGUGAACAACUUUUUAGUGAGCACAGAGUAUACAGUCGAUGGCGGGUUCCUUUUACAGAGGGUUGCGUGGGCGCGUCCAGCAAAUUUCAGCCAAAUCUGCCUCCACUAUGUGAGGUACGUGAAAAAUCACUUGGGGCAAAAAGCUAAUGUGGUUUUCGACGAUUACGAAUCUCCAAGCACCAAGGACGAAGAACAUACAAAAAGAAACGCCACAGGAGCAUCGACAAAGAUUUUAAUCGACGAUGGUUUGCCCUAA